GCGCGCAACAGUCUACACCCACGUGGAAGUUGGUCGCAAUGUCGCUCGACGAGAGACUGUCCAAGAUCCGGGACAACCCGAAGCUUCAAGGCCAGCAGCAGACCCAUGUCUUGCUCUCAGCCAUCGAAGAUACCCUCCGCCAGCAAAACUCAGAAUUCACGCCGACAGCCUACUUCGCAGCCUUGCUGUCGCUCCUGGCCCGUCAAAUCACGGCCCAGGGAAUUGCCAACAAGGACACGGCCACAGCGACCAUCUACCUGCUUGAUCUCGUCACCCCCCAUGUACCCGCCCCGCUGCUGCGAUCCAAGUUCACCGAUAUCCUCACCAACAUCGCGCCCGCCCUUACCGCACAAGAUGCUGAUGCGCCACUGAUCAGGUCCUCGAUAGGAUGUCUCGAGUCGCUUCUGCUCGUGCAGGAUGCGCGCGCUUGGGAGCUGCCACAGACGACCAUCAGCCCGCGUAGGGCUGUCGCGGGACUACUGCAGAUAUCAGUCGACCACAGACCCAAAGUGAGGAAGAGGGCACAGGAAGCGCUCAAAAAGGUGCUUGCGAACCCGCCACCGAGCCCUGCGCUAGACCAUCCCGCAGCAGACAUGUGCGCUGAGACGGCGCAAAAAAUGCUUAAGGACAUAGCGGCAGAGGCGGCAGCCAAGGCGCGCAAGCAUAAGGGAAAGAGGGAUGCAGAAAACAAGGACCCCGAUCUGAUUCAUGCACUGCAGCUCAUUAAGACGAUUGCUAUGUCGUCUGGCGGCUGGCCAAGUACCAAGAUCGACGUGUUGUGCGAGCUGCUGCUCAACAUCUCCAAGUCGAGCAACGAGUUCUUGACCAUGGCUGCUUUUGACAUUUUCGAGGUCAUUUUUGCAGGCAUGGCCAAUGAGCUUGCGUCUGCUAAGCUUCCCAGACUGCUCGAAGUCAUCUCUGAGUUACAGCCCUCCAAAAACGACUCACAGCUGCUUCCGCCUUGGAUAGCAGUCGUAUCACGCGGCUAUGAAGUUUCUGCUCAGAUUGAGCCCGAAGAGACCUUUAUGAAGUUACCCGAGUUGUUCACCACCAUUGCCGAGUUCCUCACAUCCUCUUCGCACAACAUCCGUAUCUCUGCCUCUGAGUGUUUAAUCUCGUUUAUCGUAAACCUUGUCCCCGACAGCGUUAUCCUCGAGCCCUCUGUAUUCGACGAGAAGACACUGGAAAAGGUUGCUAAGGUUGCCCAAGAUCUCUUGAGCGUCAAGUAUCAAGCUGCCUGGAUGGAAGUGUUUAAUGUCUUUGCCGCGAUGUUCGAGACUCUAAGAUGGCGCUCAGAUCCUAUCCUCAAGCCUGUGUUAAGGGUUGUUGGAGACCUCAGAGGCAAUGACAGCUUUGCGGGCAAAAAGGAAGCAGAUGCAGUCAUUUCAAAGGCAAUUACUGCAAUGGGGCCUGACGUUGUCCUUGAGAUACUCCCUUUGAACUUACCGCGGCCACCACCAGGACAGACUGGACGAGUCUGGAUGCUUCCGCUCCUUCGCGAUUCCGUGCACAACGCCAAGUUGUCCCACUUCAGAAAACAGAUGGUUCCGUUGAGCGAAGAGCUCUACCAAAAGGUCAUAGAUCACGGCGAGAAGGAAAAGACAAUGGAGAUCAAGGUCUUUGAAACAGUCGUACAACAAAUCUGGUCAAUCUUGCCCGGCUACUGCGAUUUGCCAUUGGAUCUGGUCGAGGCGUUCGAUCAGACCUUUUGUGAAAUGCUGGCAAAUCUACUUUAUGGUCAAGCUGAUCUACGAACGGACAUCUGCCGAGGUCUACAGAACCUAGUAGACAGCAACAAGGCCAUUGUGGAGCUGGAGUCUGAAGACGAUCUGCUUGCGCAAGCCCGUAUCUCUAAAGCUGACGCGCAGAAGAACUUGGACCACCUCGCCACCUUCGCAAGCAACAUGCUCGCAGUCCUAUUCAACGUAUACAGCCAGACUCUGCCACAGUACCGCGGCACCAUCCUCAGGACCAUCAAUGCGUAUCUGAGCAUCGUGCCCGAGAGAGAGCUCAUGGAAACCUUUGAGCGAGUUGCGACCAACCUUGAAGCCUCACUACCUGAACCUGGCUCGCAGACUCAAGCAGCCAAACAAAAGCAGGAAAUAGGCCCCAACAAGAUGCCGCCCAUGAGCCACACCCUCAUGGAUCUAAUCAUCACAAUCGCGUUGUACCUUCCCCGUGAUAGUUAUCGUUCGCUUUUCCGUAUGGCCGAGAUUAUGAUCAACCGGGAGAACGAGCCGCAACUGCAGAAGAAAGCAUACAAGCUUAUUCCUCGGCUUGCAGAAUCUGAGAUGGGUCGAGCAGCUUUGAGAGAGCGCAAUGCGGAGCUGCAGCAGCUGCUUCUUGGGAGUGCGGAAAAGGCGUCAGCUCCUGCACGAAGAGACAGACUCAAUGCGCUAUUCCAAGUUCUUGAGUCUUUGCCAGAGAGCGACCUUCACUUCAUCCCUUCUAUCCUUUCUGAGGUCGUUAUCUCGGCUAAGGAGACUAACGAGAAAGCUCGAGAGGCUGCCUAUAACCUGCUUGUUGCAAUGGGCGAGAAGAUGGCGCAGGGCGGCCAGGUCGUGCAAUCCAAGGUACCCAAUAUGCCUGCCGAUGCCCCCACAGUAGAGGCAUCACUCGAGGAGUACUUCACAAUGGUGUCAGCUGGUCUGGCCGCUACGACACCACACAUGAUUUCUGCAUCCAUCACCGCCGUCACCCGUAUACUUUACCAAUUUCAUGACCAGAUAUCCAAGGAAACCAUCACAAAUCUCUGCGAUCUCAUGGAUAUAUUCCUCCAGAAUCCCAAUCGCGAAAUUGUCCGCAGUGUACUUGGCUUUGUCAAAGUCGAGGUUAUAUCAUUGCCCGAGUCGCUCGUUCGCCCGCGUCUCAACACCCUUCUUAAGAAUCUGAUGGUUUGGAGCCACGAGCACAAGGCUCACUUCAAGGCCAAGGUCAAGCAUAUUGUAGAGCGUAUGGUUCGCAAGUUUGGUGUGGAGGAAGUCGAGCGCGCCACUCCUAUGGAGGACCGUAAGCUGAUCACCAACAUCCGUAAGACGCGCGAGCAGCGCAAGAAAAAGAAACAGCAGGCCGCGGAGGAUGGCGAAGAACCAACUGAGAAGCGAAAAGGCAAGUUUGAGAGCGAGUACGACCAAGCUGUAUACGGCAGCGAAAGCGAUGAAAGCGAGGGUGACUCUGAGGACGAGUUUGUUAAGAGUCAAAGCAAACAACAGCGCGGUGGCGCAAAGGGCGGUAACACCUACAUCAUCGAAGAUGAGGACGAGCCUCUUGAUCUACUGUCCAAGCGCGCUCUCGGAAACAUUUCCUCAACAAAGCCUCUGCGUCAACGCAAGCAGCCAACGAAGAUCAAGGCGCGCACGAACGAAGACGGCAAACUCAUCCUUGGCGAAUCAGAUGACGAGACAGAAGUCAAGGGCAAAAAAUCAAAGAAGCAAGCUGCCGAUGACGAGGACGCCCUUAUGGAUAUUGAUGACCAAAAUACGUCGCUGGAGGCAGGCAUCAACGCCUACGUUGACGCCAUCCGCGGACGCGAUGCCGCUCAAACCGGUCAGAAGGGACGUCUCAAGUUCAGCAACAAGCGCACUCAUGAAGAUGACGAAAUGGACAUGGACGAUGAUGGCGCUGAGGCAGACUGGCAAGAGAUUCGCAAAGCAAAGUCCGGCUCAGGUAUGGGUAGAGGCGGUGCAAAGAGUGGCGGUGCUGGGCAAAAGAAUCAGAGGCGAGCAUUGGGCCAGGAGAGAUCAAGGGGAGGCAAUGUCAGCGGUGGAGAGGGUAGAGGGGGGGCAAAGGGCAGGAUUGAGAAGACAAAGUCUCCGCGCGGUAGAGGCGGAGGUGGGUUCAGAGGAAAGGCACCGAGUGGGAAGUGGAGCGGGCCAAAGUGAACAGUUGAACAGAGCUAACAAAACAAAAUGGAUUUGGGCUACGAGGGAGUUUUUGGGGUCAAUUAAUCUCGUUGUUCGUCUUGAUCAUGUAUGAAAUUCGAUACCAUCUAUUGCGUUUGCAAUCAAGCGACUGCGUGUCCCUUUUGAUAUCACGCUAUUUCAUUAAAAUUUGUUGUCCAAG
This is a messenger RNA of Bipolaris sorokiniana ND90Pr, 4062 nucleotides long. RefSeq lists its product as uncharacterized. Lineage: Eukaryota; Fungi; Ascomycota; Dothideomycetes; Pleosporales; Pleosporaceae. The record is from RefSeq and is a predicted model, not a curated record. Bases 39 to 3881 code for a protein of 1280 amino acids. The transcript has 2 exons.